Phascolarctos cinereus (koala) is the source of this 1041-nucleotide messenger RNA. Its product is annotated as olfactory receptor 2T29-like. Gene Ontology annotation, biological process: G protein-coupled receptor signaling pathway. Gene Ontology annotation, cellular component: membrane. Gene Ontology annotation, molecular function: olfactory receptor activity; G protein-coupled receptor activity. Lineage: Eukaryota; Metazoa; Chordata; Mammalia; Diprotodontia; Phascolarctidae. The record is from RefSeq and is a predicted model, not a curated record.
AUGUGGGUGGAGAAUCAAACUUUUGGGGCUAAUUUUAUCCUGUUGGGGCUCUUUAGCCAAAGCAAAUACUCUACUCUCUUCUACUCACUAAUAUUCAUUAUUUUCAUAGUAGCUCACUGGAAUGCCACUUUGGUUCUUUUGAUUCAAAGUGAUCACCACCUCCACACUGCCAUGUACUUCUUUAUCAGUCAGCUUUCCCUCAUGGAUAUGAUGUAUAUCUGUAUCACUGUGCCCAAGAUGCUGUUGGAUCAGGUGACUGGGAUUCAUAAUAUAUCAGCCCCAAGCUGUGGAAUCCAGAUGUUCCUCUAUGUAACACUUGUGGGAGCAGAAUUCUUCCUUUUGGCAGCCAUGUCUUAUGACAGGUAUGUGGCCAUUUGUCAGCCUCUCCACUAUCACAUCUUCAUGAACCAUAGGGUUUGUGUGUUCCUUGCACUUGUCUGUUGGUUUUUGGGCUCCAUUGAUGGUUUCACACUCACCCCUAUCACCAUGAACUUCUUAUUUUGUAAAUCCCAAAAGAUCCAGCACUUCUACUGUGAGGUUCAUGCCUUGUUGAAAAUCUCCUGCUCAGACACCUCACUCUAUGAGACUGUCAUGUACGUUUGCUGUGUCCUUAUGCUGCUCAUCCCUCUCACAGUUAUUUUAAGCUCUUACUCCCUUAUUCUCCUCACAGUCUAUAAGAUGAAUUCAGCUACUGGUCGCAGGAAAGUAUUUAUCACGUGUUCCUCCCACAUAACUAUUGUUGUUCUGUUUUAUGGAGCUGCCGUUUAUAACUACAUGUUCCCUGCUUCUUAUCAUACUGCUGGAAAGGAUAUGAUGGUGUCUGUCUUCUACACUAUCCUAACACCUGUUAUAAACCCUCUCAUCUACAGUAUCAGGAAUAAAGAUGUCACAGCAGCUUUGAAGAAAAUGUUAUGGGGGGCAACUAGUUGGCACCUGAAAGCCACAAGCAGCGGACAUGCUCCAGCAGAAAGCGAUCAAUCAAAAUAUCCUGACAUGGCAACAGUUCCUGAAUUCCCAGUUAGUAACUGCAAACUGAACUGA